Molecule: messenger RNA, 960 nt
Organism: Cyphellophora attinorum
Lineage: Eukaryota; Fungi; Ascomycota; Eurotiomycetes; Chaetothyriales; Cyphellophoraceae
Exons: 2
Coding region: 1-960 (319 amino acids)
Source: RefSeq, a predicted model, not a curated record
AUGCCAGAUCCGCAGGAGUAUCAAUUCGUUCCAGCAUCCCACGGACAUUCUAGAGCGCCCCGAGAGCUUCAGCGUAUCGUUCGCUCGCAAGCUGCGACCGUAUCACGACGUGAAGCGUCUGCUCGACAGCCGCCUCGGCUUGCAAGACUUAGCAGAGGUGAAGAGGUCGUCCACUUCGAUACCCGGCCAGCUGCAGACCCGCGCACGCGGCAGCCCGAGCCAAGGCUUCCGGAUCCGACGGUAGACAGCUCCUCAGGGUUGUCAUUUCUCCCUAUCUCGCGUCUGCCGCUCUACCAUCAGGCAUACCUUCCAUGCUUGAUCGACCAUUAUGUCACCAACUUGACUGUUCCGACACCUGAGAUCGACGGCAGCUCUACGCUUCCACUCUUCCGCGCGGCAUGGAUGCCGAUCGUUCUCAGCGACCCUGUAAUAUUCCAAGUCGUUGUGCUCUUCACGGCAACGCAUUUUGCGACGAUCGCAGAUCCCCGUCAGUUCGAUACGGCUCGCAGGGAGUUGUUGUUGCUCAAGCAGUCUGCACUGUCCGUUUUGAUCCAGAAAGUGCAAAGCGAGCAGAACACGCCCAGUGAUGUUCUCAUUGCCGCAGCAGCGAAGAUGGCAAGCUAUGAGGCAAUAUUUGGAUCGCCAGGGGCCUUUCACCUUCAUAUGUCGACUGUCGUUCGCCUCCUCCGACUUCGUGGUGCUGCAACACUAGGCAUGGAUGGCUUCCUCGUCCGCCUACUCUCGUUCAUUGACACGAAUUCUGCUUUUCUUCUCGGCACGAAUAUGUACCUGACAGAGUUCGGAUUGACGGAGCUGAUGCCGCGUACUCGACCUUUCCAUCCGCUAGCCGAAGGCGGACUUGUUCCAGAUAACAGCCGAGAAGUCUCUGGUCGCGAGAUCGUGAAUUUGGAACGUUUCGUUGGCUUCAUGAAUCGACCUAGACAGGAAUGGAGGCCCUGA